AAUAAGUAGGUAUACAAUUGACGAAUGAUGGUGUAGAUAAAGUAACAGAAGCUCAGCGAAAUGAUAUACAACCAAAGGAGUUUGAGAUAAGCACCAAUUUACACUAUUUCAUUUUCACUUAUAUUCUGCUUAUUAUAAAUGUUUCUCUCUUUCAACACAACUUUGCGUAGAGUUGGUUCUCGAAUUAUUUAGUUCUACUUUUAAUUUUUUUUGUAUUUCUUUGGCUCCAUCAAGAUUAGUGGACAUUCGAGAUCAGCUCUGUAGGAUGGAUCGAAAGUUGCAAGUGACUAAAGAUACUCUUUUUCGCUGUUCAAUUUGGUUGUGGAAUGUUGAACGCUAGAUUAUUUUUACAAUCUGUUAUUGUCAGUUUCUCGAAGCUGAGAAUAUCAUGGUCUACCGUUUUUUGAAUGGUUUAUAUAUCUGCAAUAAUUGUAUCCUUCUGGUAACAAUUCUGAAAAUCUUUGUACAUCCAUGUUACAUUGUGUUAAACUGGUUGUCGUGGAUAAAGUUGUCGUGGUUGUGUGAAGUGAAGUUAGCCAUGUGGAAGCCUCAUUAUUUGCCGAUUAGUCAGACUAUUGUAAGUGUUUGGUUAUUGUUUUCAGUACCAAAGCUCCUCGGUUAAAGUUUUUGGGUUUAAUUGUAUUAAACUGGUUGGAUGUCAAAGGUAUGUUUGAUAUCCCUUUAGUGCUAUAACAUAUCUGGUUCUGAAGAAGAUCAUCUAUACUUACUUGGGCAGUUAUUUCUCUACGAGUUCUUACAUUCUAUUACUCAAUGUAUAAACCAGACACAAGAGGCCGAUGAAACUACCACAUUUAAAGACCUCAAACUGAACUUUGUCUUUCAAUUGCAUCGAUCUUGGAAUAAAGAGCUUAUAAGGUGAUAAAACAUUUGUCCAGUUCUUUUUAUUGGUGUCUUUAUAUUCAUAGAAUGAUCGAAUUUAUUCUCGCGGUUCACAUACAAAUUGAUAUACAUUGUCAGUUUCUGGACGCUGAGAAUAUCAUGGACUACAGUUUUGUGAUUAGUCUACAUAUCUGCAAUUAUUGCAUCCUUCUGGUAACAAUUCUGGAAAUCUUUGUACAUCCAUGUUGCAUUGCGUUAAACUGGUUGUCGUGGAUAAAGUUGUCGUGCUUGUGUGAGGUGAAGUUAGGCAUGUGGAAGCCUCAUUGUUUGCCGAUUAGCCGACUAUUGUAAAUGUUUGGUUAUUGUUUUCAGUACCGAAGCUCCUUGGUUACAAAAUUUUUUGGUGUACAUUGUGUUAAACUGGUUGGAUGUCAAAGGUAUGUUUGAAAUCCCUUUAGUGCUAUAACCUAUCUGGUUCCGAAGUAUAUCAUGUAUAGUUCCUUCUACAGUUACUUCUCUAGGAGUUCUUACAUUCUCGUAUUCAAUAUAUAAACCAGACACACGUGUGGAAGCAUCAUUGUUUGCCAAUUAGCCGAUUAUUGUAAGUGUUUGCUUAUUGUUUUCAGUACCGAAGCUCCUCGGUUACAAAGUUUUGUGGUGUGCAUUGUGCUAAACUGGUUGGAUGUCAAAGAAGAGGCGGACCCACAUGUAUCGGUGGGGUGCACGUGCAGUGUGCACCCGUUAACGUCAAAAAAAAUUGUGUGUAUAUAUAUGUAUAUACCUUGAGAAAUUGAAAUAUAAAUAAUAGUGCACCCGAUGAACUCCACUUCACCAUUGACCUACCAUAACUGAUUGUUAUUAAUUUUUAAAAGUAAACUUCAUAUUAUGAGAAAUAUCUUAGAACUCAUAUCCAUUCUAUGUAAUUAUUUUUGCAUUAUUGUUCAUGUCUUUGACGACCAAUUGAAUAUGAUAAUAUCCUUAAUCGGCCAUGAAAGUUUUUCUAACGUCUUAAGAUAAUAUUGGUGCACCACAAUAUUAUCAAAAGCAAUAAGCGUAAAAAAGCUUCAAGAUCUAUUAUGUUUAAGCACAAAGUACAAAUAACGUGUGAGAUUUAAUAAAAAAAGGCAUAAAAGGAGAAAAAAAUAUAAAUAUAUGUCUAGUCCAAGACUAAUAAUAUAAGUAUGAAUGACAAAUAUAUGAAUAAAAAAAUUAAUUUUUUUUGUAAAGUGAAAUAUCAAUUGUUUAGCAUUCGUCUCUUCAAAAAGCCUCAUUGACAAGGAAAAGUAUGUAUUAGAAAUUAGAACCGAAGCUGUACAUUAAACAAGGCGAGCACUCAACACAUUUUGAGUCUUGCUUCGAAGCUUAUGCGCGCCUUUGACAAUGCUGGUGCACCCACAAACUUUAAAUCUUGGGUUCGCCUCUGUGUCAAAGGGAUGCUUAAAAUCCCUUUAGUGCUAUAACAUAUCUGGUUCCGAAGUAUAUCAUGUAUAGUUCCUUAGCUUGGGCAGUUAUUUCACUAGGAGUUUUUACGUUCUCUUAUUCAAUGUAUAAAACAGACAUAAGAGGUACCAUAUCCAUGUUAAUCCUUCUCGACAUGGGUAUGUCUACAAUAUAGGGAGACCAUGUAACAAAGACGAAUCUAGACCUUGAACUCAGAAAAUCCUUUGCAUCCUCUAUAUUUUGUUUGAGAAAUUAUGGUUUCUGGGUUCUCUAUUUAUGCAGCCUUAUGCAGGAGCCUUUUUACUCUGUCCCCCUUGUAUGGAUAAUUCAACAAGAUACUCUAGCAAAUCGCCUUCCUUUCUAUGAAAGCAUGAGCUGGGAACAUCUUAUUUCUCAUUGGAGAGAUGCUUUUCGUAGGGCUAAUUUUAUUGUAUUUCUGGAUUACAUCUUGCCGAUGUUAUAUAGUGGGCUCGACACUGGAAACUAUAGUAGGAGACAAGGAAAACAUAUGGUUUUGGCAAAGAUGAUCUCUUCGUUCUGGUUUUGGACAGGUAGAAUUCUCGAACGCUGUAUUAGUGAUGUAGAUAGUUCUUAAACUAUGAUAUGAAGGGUGAUGUUAACGGUAUUAUACUGAUGGCUGACAUUGUCCUCUACUUCUCCCCCCCAAUAUGAACAAGAAUUUCCGCCCAUUCUAAUACGAGCUAUGUCAUUUGGAAUACCUAUUGUUGCACCAGACUUACCUGUCAUUAGGAAAUAUGUAAGUCGAUCAAGUGUUGGCAACUUUUUAAAGCUGAAAAGUAGAAUACUUUGCCUCUUAUUUUGUCUUCUCCUGAAGAACUCUGUAUUCAGAUAGUUCAUGAAGUACAAGGAAUCAUCUUCUCUCAACACAACACAACACAAUUCAAAUGAAUUGGUGAAAGAUUUCUCACAACUUAUAUCUAAUGGGAAAUUCACGAGAUUUUCUCACACUAUUGCAUCUUCUGGGAGGCUGCUUUCCAAAAACAUGUUUGCUAUGGAAUGCACUACAGGGUAUGCAAAGCUGCUGGAGAAUUUCAUAACUUUCCCAUCUGAUGUCAUACUUCCAGGAAACACCUCUCAGCUUAAGCAGGGCUCGUGGGAGUGGGGUUAUUUCCAAAAGGAUGUAGAGGAUAGUAAGGGCAUAGAAGAUCUUCAGAAGAAUCUAUUUAAUAGAAGCAUCCCAAGAAACUAUAGUCCGUGAUAGAUUUUGUAUAUAGAUGUGCACUGAUUUUCAUUAGAGCUGGAGACGUCAAAGGAGAAAUGCAUAACAACCAUUUCUUUGGUACCUUUAUAAUUGCGGCAAACAAUUUGUUGCAUCAUCCUUUCAUGUUCCUAACCAAGAACCCAACACGAUCAUCAAAAUCAAAUGCCAAGAAGAUAAAUGAUAGGGAUGGUUUUGGAUGUGUACUGAAACUUAAAUUUGGAUCAAUGGAAUGUUCUAUUAAGAUUUAUGAAUGGUCUGGAACAAGUUGGGAAACUUAUGUUGCACAUAAUGUUCAAGUUCAGUUUUACAUGGUGAGCCCUUACGUUUGGAAAACCAUGUCAACCGACCAGAAGGGUGUCUAUUAUACAUCAUUCGAGGUUCCAGAUGUUUAUGGAGUAUUCCAGUUUAAGGUUGAGUACGAUAAAUUAGGAGUCACAAGCUUGAGCCUUGCAAAACAGGCUAUUUACAAUAGAGAGACUGAUAGGAGUCGUGGAUUCGGGUUUGUGACGAUGAUCACUGUCGAAGAAGCUGAGAAAGUUGUAGUGUUGUACAACCGUUAUGUUGUUAUUUCCGUACUGCUAUUACUUCCUUUAUUGGGACUGCUUUGGACUGUCUACUUGAGCUGAGGGUCUGUCCGAAACAACCUCUCUACAUCCGAGCUAGAAGAGAACUAGCAGUACGGUUUUAGCACCCAUAAACUUCCCAAGAAAAUCUUGGAUUUAUGCUGCUAUUGAAGAGGACACUUCUUCGUCUUGUGAUAUUUUUGAUGGUGAAUGGAUAGAGGACAAUGAUCUUCAACCGCU
This is a messenger RNA of Capsicum annuum, 4305 nucleotides long. RefSeq lists its product as uncharacterized. The transcript is spliced from 6 exons. The record is from RefSeq and is a predicted model, not a curated record. Gene Ontology annotation, molecular function: RNA binding. NCBI's taxonomy places the organism in Eukaryota, Viridiplantae, Streptophyta, Magnoliopsida, Solanales, Solanaceae. Gene Ontology annotation, cellular component: endoplasmic reticulum membrane; oligosaccharyltransferase complex. The coding region runs from base 3559 to 4128 and encodes 189 amino acids.